Molecule: messenger RNA, 1455 nt
Organism: Gloeophyllum trabeum ATCC 11539
Lineage: Eukaryota; Fungi; Basidiomycota; Agaricomycetes; Gloeophyllales; Gloeophyllaceae
Product: cytochrome P450
Exons: 11
Coding region: 1-1455 (484 amino acids)
Molecular function (GO): iron ion binding; oxidoreductase activity, acting on paired donors, with incorporation or reduction of molecular oxygen; monooxygenase activity
Source: RefSeq, a predicted model, not a curated record
AUGAACAGUUCUCCAGCUCUGCUCAUCGGCCUAUGCGCCUUGAUACUCUGGCUCACCCAAUGGCUAGUCCACAGCCGGAGGUCGCCUCUGCCUCCGGGACCCAAAACAUGGCCAUUGGUAGGCAACCUCCUUGAUGUACCAAAGGCACACCCGUGGCUCGUGUAUGAUGGCUGGGCUAAGCAAUACGGUGAUAUAUUGUCCCUGAAUGUCAUGGGUCGGACAAUUAUUAUUCUCAACUCCUCACAAGCUACCCAGGACCUGUUCGAGAAAGACGCGUCCGUAUACUCGGACCGUCCGCACAGCGUCGUUAUCAAUGAACUGAUGGAGUUCCCCCGAGUGAUGGGAGUCAGCCAUUACGGCGAACAUUGGCGCAGACAACGGAGGGCAUUUCAUCAGAUGUUCUCUCCGUCCAUGGUGGAGAAAUAUCAACCCGUCACGAUCCGCGAAAGCCGUAAGAUGGUACAACGACUGUUGGCGGAUCCUGACCACUUCCAAAGCCAUAUUCGCCUGGCCCUUGGAGCUGCCAUGAUGGAGGUGACCUACGGUAUUCGUGUCUCUGGGUGGGAUGACAGGUACCUCUCCACGGCCGAGAGAGUAGCGCGUCAUUUCAUGGAAGCUCUGGUCCCUGUAGCAUUCUUAGUCGAGCGGAUCCCAUUUCUUAAAUACGUUCCUGCGUGGUUCCCGUUCGCCGGCUUCCGAAGGAAGAUGGCAAAGUGGAGAGAAGAUGUCCAGGUUGCAUUCCGUGAUCCGUAUGAGUACGUGAAGGAAUCGAUGGGUCGAGGCGGAACAUCGGCACUCGCCGCUCUUUUAGUCAAGUCUCAGGAUGCAAAGGAACCCCAGGAAGAGGAUAUUGCAGCACAAUACGCCAUGGCAUCAGUGUACAUAGACAUCACGACAGCCGGGGUGGAUACGACAAUCUCAGCAAUUCACAGUUUCCUUCUGGCUAUGAUGCUGUAUCCCGACAAGCAAAAGGCUGCUCAGGCAGAACUGGACCGCGUAGCGGGAGACAACGGACUCCCGGAUUCCAACGAUCGUACGAACCUUCCAUAUGUCAAAGCUGUCAUGACCGAGGUUCUACGGUGGAGGCCUCCUGUACCACUAGCAUUGCCGCAUACCUCUUCGUGCGAAGGCGUAUAUAAGGGGUACCACAUUCCUGCCGGUUCUACGAUUUUUGCCAAUGCACGGUCCAUACUGCACGAUCCCCUUGUAUACCCAGAGCCCGAUGAGUUUAUACCGGAGCGUUUUAUUACCAACGCUGCUCUGGAUCUCAAGGGUAAAGAUCCAGUGGCCAGCUUUGGGCUCGGUCGGCGUAUCUGUCCUGGCCGCUGGUUCAGCGAGGCAUCUUUCUACAGCAUAGCAUCCCACUUGCUAGCCACAUUCACUAUUCUGGAUGAAGAUGCCGAUACCAAGGACUUGCGGACGGCGAGGGGUAUGACAUCAGAAGUAAUCUCGUGA